Molecule: messenger RNA, 474 nt
Organism: Melampsora larici-populina 98AG31
Lineage: Eukaryota; Fungi; Basidiomycota; Pucciniomycetes; Pucciniales; Melampsoraceae
Exons: 6
Coding region: 1-474 (157 amino acids)
Source: RefSeq, a predicted model, not a curated record
AUGUUUUCCGGAGCCAUUUUGGUUUUACUGUUCGUGUAUUGUUCAACAUCCGUCGUAUGCUUAGGACCUCCUCUUAAGAAUGCAGUCACCUGUUCCUUUGGGUAUCGCGUGCGUCCUGAAGCCAAUGGAAAAACUCAAGGAAUGUGUACCAUUAAGCAUACCACUGAUGACUAUGCGUGUGAGGGCUGUAAGGCCAAUGUGCCUCUGGGUUUGCAAUGUGUUGAGGCCAAAUACGACGUUCCACUAGCAAAUUUAAAGCAAUCCCAUCAAAAUAUAUCAUGUCCUAAUUAUGAGAAAUUGAUGCCAAAUGGAGUUUUUGUCGGAUAUGGUUGCGCUGAACCUAGACAGGGUCAGAAAGCUCGAUGUUUUGACAUCCAGGAUCCGGGACUAUUCUUCCAUCGUUCUACUCCUUGGGUGAUUUCUAACAAAAGAACUACCUGCCCAGCGGGAGCUUGCCGUCUGAACAUACCUUAG